AUGGCUACGAACGGCACGUCCAAGCUGGACUGGACAAAAUUCUACAAUGUCAUCGACGGAAAGCUCGAGACGACUAGCAAGACCAGACACAGCGUAAACCCUUCUACACUCGAGGCCAACCCUGAAGUCCCUGUUUCCACCCCCGAGGAUGUCGACAGAGCUGUGCAGGCUGCGAAGAAAGCCCAGGAGGCCUGGGCUGAGACACCGUAUGAAGAGCGCCAGAAGGCUAUCGCGAAAUUCGGUGAAGCCCUGGAGGCGCAUGCGGAGGAGUUUGCGCUGAUGCUCACCAAGGAGCAGGUCAAGUUAACGCGCAACGCGCCCGGACAGCUCCAAUUCGCACAGUUCGAGCUCGGCGAAGCCGUCAAGCAUUUCAAGGGAAUGUCCAACCUGCCCUUCCCUGAAGAGGUUCUGGACAACAACCCAGACCGCCGGGUCAUUACAAGAUACACGCCGUUGGCCUGCGGCAAGAUCGGUCCUGGCCUAGUCACCGGAAAUGCCUUCAUCCUCAAGCCCUCUCCCUUCACUCCUUACUGCGGCCUGAAGCUCGUCGAGCUUGCUCAGCAGUUUUUUCCUCCUGGUGUCUUCCAGGUGCUCAGUGGUGAUGACAACCUUGGCCCCUGGUUGACCUCCCACCCUGGUGUCGACAAGGUCAGCUUCACUGGCUCAACCGCGACCGGAAAGCGUGUGAUGGAGAGCUGCAGCAAGACCCUCAAGCGUGUUACUUUGGAGCUUGGUGGAAACGACGCAGCUGUCGUGCUUCCCGACGUAGAUGUUAAGGCUGUUGCGCCCAAGGUCUGCGUUGCUAUCAAGCGUAUCUACAUCCACGAGGCCAUUUAUGACGAGCUUGUCGCCGAAAUGGCCAACGUUGUCAAGAACCUGCCUGUCGGUGACGGUCAACAAGAAGGCACGGUCCUGGGCCCUGUUCAGAACCAAAUGCAAUUCGAACGUGUCAAGGAGCUUCUCAAGGACAUCGAGGAGCAGAAGCUCAAGAUCGCCGCCGGAUCCACGGCGCCUGCUUCCAACGGCAAGGGCUACUUCAUCACGCCCACGAUUAUCGACAACCCGCCCGACAACUCUAGGAUUGUCGUGGAGGAGCCUUUUGGUCCCGUCUUUCCCGUCCUGAAGUGGAGCGACGAGAAGGAUGUUAUUCACCGCGCCAACGACACCCUCAUGGGUCUCGGCGCUUCAGUCUGGUCCAAGGAUCUCGAGAAGGCGCAGCGCAUUGCAAAGAAGCUCAAGGCCGGCAACGUCUGGAUCAACACUCACUUGGAGCUGCAGUACAACGCGCCUUUCGGCGGUCACAAGCAGAGCGGCGUUGGAUACGAAUACGGUGCUGGCGGUCUUAAGGCGUACUGCAAUGCGCAGUCCAUGUACAUUACGAAGGCAUGA
Colletotrichum spaethianum is the source of this 1389-nucleotide messenger RNA. RefSeq names its product putative aldehyde dehydrogenase fus7. Gene Ontology annotation, molecular function: aldehyde dehydrogenase (NAD+) activity. Lineage: Eukaryota; Fungi; Ascomycota; Sordariomycetes; Glomerellales; Glomerellaceae. The transcript has 7 exons. The coding region runs from base 1 to 1389 and encodes 462 amino acids. The record is from RefSeq and is a predicted model, not a curated record.